This is a messenger RNA of Diaporthe batatas, 807 nucleotides long. RefSeq lists its product as uncharacterized. The record is from RefSeq and is a predicted model, not a curated record. Lineage: Eukaryota; Fungi; Ascomycota; Sordariomycetes; Diaporthales; Diaporthaceae. The transcript has 4 exons. The coding region runs from base 1 to 807 and encodes 268 amino acids.
AUGCCCGAGAGGCCUUUAGGAGAUCAUCCCAUCUACGCACACUCCGAGCUGUGCGGUGGGGUCCAUGAGAAAGUCGAUCAAAUUCUAGACAUAUCCAACUUGCAUACCUUGAAGUUUAACUUUGAUCGGGACCUAGACUUGGGUGACCACAAAGCACUGCUGAAGUAUAAAGACAUCGAACAGUAUCCUCACGGAGUCGCCGAUGCAGUCGGAUACUGGGCUGAAGCUCAGAUAUUCGGCGGUGUGAUCCUGUUUGACCGGCGACGGCAGAUUGACGCCUGGGAAAAUCUUCUGGAUCCGGAUAAGUGGGAGCAUUUUGAAUGGUUGCUGUCUCAGUACCGCGCAUUGCAGCAACCACUUCAAGAUCCCUAUGAAAUAUAUUUUCAUUCCAACCAUCGCGCUGUGACGUACCGCAUCUGGCAGUUGCUCCCAGAGCAAAGGAAGGACCUCUUUGAGUUUCUAUUGUCGGACAUGGAAGGGAUUACAAGCCCAUUACCCAUCCUUCCGGGCGAGAAGAACCUGUUCCGGAUCGACCCAGAGGAUCCCAUCUCCGAGACGGGUAUCUGCCGGGAUGUUUGGGAACGCAAGCCCCUCGGUGAUGAUGAUGGCGACGCACGCGCGCACCACUGCCGGGGUGAUAAAGUCGAGUAUCCAUGUCCUACAGACGAGGAGAGGUCUAAAGGCAGAGGAUUCUUUCGGAAGGAGCUUAUCUUCGAGAUCACGUUGCUCGAGGUGCGGGCUCGGAAGCUAGCGAUGUCGAGGGGUUGUCAAGGGCCGCAGUCAGAUUCACCAUCAUCUCAACACUGA